Messenger RNA from Saprolegnia diclina VS20, 780 nucleotides. RefSeq lists its product as hypothetical. Lineage: Eukaryota; Oomycota; Saprolegniomycetes; Saprolegniales; Saprolegniaceae. The record is from RefSeq and is a predicted model, not a curated record. The coding region runs from base 1 to 780 and encodes 259 amino acids. Gene Ontology annotation, molecular function: protein binding. The transcript is spliced from 5 exons.
AUGGACGUGGCCGUGACGCACCUCGACGCGGGCUCGCCCACGGGGUCGCUCGUCUGGACCGCGCUCAUGUACGCUGCCGCUAUUGGCGACAUUGGUCUCGUCGAAGCACAGCUCACAAGCGCCACAAGCAACAACAACAACAACAGUAUUGUCUACGACACUGGCAGUACCAAGCAACGCUACUCGGCGCUGCACGUGGCUGUCAAAUUUGAUCAAAUCGAGGUCGCCCAGCGACUGCUCGCCCACGGCGCCACCAUCGACGCUGUCGACGAGCACGGUCGUACGUGUUUGCAUCUGGCUGCGACGCUAGGCAACAUGCGCAUGGUGCAAUUGCUUGUACAAGCAAACGCCAAGCAGCUUCCUUCAGCAGCUGGAACACUUCCGCACGAGUGUGCGAUCGCCCAAGGCCACCUUGCCAUCGCGGCUCUCUUGGUACCAGCGAGCGUCAAAGAGUCCACACGGCCUGGCGUCGAGCCAAACGACAACCAAGUCCAUGCGUGGCUGCGCGCAGUCGGGCUCGAGAUGUACAUUUCUCUAUUUGACACGGCGGGGUACGACGACCUUGGCUUCAUCAAAGACCACGGACUCUCGAUGGAAGACCUUACGGCGAUCGGUGUUUCCAAGCGGGGCCAUCUCGCCAAGCUCAGCGGUCUAUACCAGCUCGACGACAUUCUACCUGCUUCGGCUUCCGAGGACGAAAGUGAAACGAGCUCCAACGACGAUGGGUCCGACGACUCGGACUCGGACGACGAGGCGAGUGGGUCCGACUCGGACGAAUAG